This is a messenger RNA of Suricata suricatta (meerkat), 1656 nucleotides long. RefSeq names its product zinc finger DHHC-type containing 4 (gene ZDHHC4). The transcript is spliced from 6 exons. The record is from RefSeq and is a predicted model, not a curated record. Gene Ontology annotation, cellular component: Golgi apparatus; endoplasmic reticulum. Gene Ontology annotation, molecular function: protein-cysteine S-palmitoyltransferase activity. Gene Ontology annotation, biological process: protein targeting to membrane; peptidyl-L-cysteine S-palmitoylation. NCBI's taxonomy places the organism in Eukaryota, Metazoa, Chordata, Mammalia, Carnivora, Herpestidae. The coding region runs from base 497 to 1594 and encodes 365 amino acids.
CCUUAUCUCAUGAAUAGUUUAGUUUGCUUAUCUCAGUGGAAGGCCAGCCCCGAAUCCUAUCUGCUAAGGCCAAAAGUAACCGUUUCCAGCUAAUACAGGCCUGUGUGUUGACUCUGGACCCCGCGGGUGAUUCCCAAUUGCUGUGGGCCUGGGUCCCUGACUGCCUCUGGGGUUUUCUUGUUUCAGUAACUUUGCCAGCAGAUUAUUUGGGGGUACAUUCUGUAUCAGUAUCUCUGUGAGUGUUUACAGAAGUACAAAGAUGAUUUGCUGCUGGUGGGAGGGAAGGUGUAUGCAUUUGGCACAUCUCUUCCCCACCUCCCCUGUUUUAUUUUGGAAUUUGCAGGCAAGAGAUGCCCUAAAGAUAUCACACUGGUUUGAUUAGGAAAUUCUUGAAGGAGAAGAACUCAGGACCAUCUGGGAGGCCCCAGUGUGAGGCAGUGUGUGCUCAAGGGCUGAUGAUUCUGCUUGGGGAGCCGAUUAGGGAGUUGAUGUCUGAAUGUGUGCCAUAUUUUAUCCCUCAGUAGUAGUCACGCUUUUUCUGUUUCUUUGUAGCCCCAAGAUGGACUUCCUGAUUCUCUUCUUGUUCUACCUGGCUUUGGUGCUGAUCGGUGGUGUUACCAUAUGCAUCUGCUCAAAAGCCCAUUACCUGAAAGUCCUAGUCAAAGGAGCAGCCCAGAUGAUUUCCCAUAUGAUUCCAGAAUACCUUCAGAGAGCUGUGCUAAAAUUGCUUCAUUAUCUCUUCCACACACGAAACCACACCUUCAUCAUCCUGCACCUUCUCUUGCAAGGGAUGAUUUAUGCUGAAUACACCUGGGAAAUAUUUGGCUACUGUCUAGAACUGGGGUUCUCCUUGCGUUACCUUCUCCUACCCUAUCUGCUGUUGGUUAUCAACCUGGUGUUCUUCAUGCUCAGCUGCGUAAGCAACCCUGGCACCAUAACAAAAGCAAACGAGUUCUUGUUUCUUCAAGCCUAUGAGUUCAAUGCCAUGACGUUCCCAAAGAAUAUGAAGUGUUUCACAUGCAAUGUCCGGAAGCCAGCACGGUCCAAGCACUGCAGUGUGUGUGACAGGUGUGUGCACCGUUUUGACCAUCACUGCGUUUGGGUGAACAACUGUAUCGGGGCCUGGAACGCCAGGUACUUCCUCAUCUACCUCUUGACGCUGGCGGCCUCAGCUGCCACCAUGGCCACUGUGAGCACCAUGCUUCUGGUGCAGUUGGUGGUAUUGUCGGACUUGUAUCUGGAGACUUACGUUGAUGACCUUGGACACUUGCAGGUUAUUGACAUUGUCUUUCUUAUUCAGUACCUGUUCCUGACCUUGCCAAGGAUCGUCUUCAUGCUGGGCUUUGUCGUGAUGCUGAGCUUCCUCCUGGGGGGCUAUCUCUGCUUUACUUUGUACCUGACUGCCACCAACCAGACCACUAACGAGUGGUACAGAGGUGACCGGGCCUGGUGCCGGCACUGCCCCCGCGUCGUGGCCUGGCCCCGGUCAGCAGAGCCCCAGGUCUCCCGGAACAUUCACUCCCGGGGGCUUUGGAGCAACCUUGGAGAGAUCUUCCUACCUGACACUGCACAUCGUGCCAAGAAGAUGAACUGAGAAUGCGAAGUGUUACUGCGGUUUAAAUAGAAUAUAUGUUUAUUUAUACAUCUGGAUACUUC